AUGCUUGCACUUCAAACUUCAAUCAUCGUAAUCUUGUCAGGACUGAUCUCUACGAUAACGUGCGCACAACAAUUUUUAGUCUUGUGCACUGCUGGACUCGAGCCGUUCAAGCCUGCCAGUGAUCAUAAUUUAUGCAAAGCGUUCAGCUGGGGUGAUCGCGGAGAGUACUCGCGUUGGUCAUGCCCCAAGGUCUACCUAAAGCGAGCAUCAGGCAGUGGCUGUUGGACCAUCCCAGACCAUCCCAGAGAACAGCCAGUUUCAGUGGGCAAGGUGACGUGUCGUGAUACUUAUACGUUCUGGACGGACAAAGACAAGACGAUCAAUGGUAUCGCUUGUCGUGAUACUCAGUAUCGCCGAGUGAAGUGUAAUAACAUGGAUCAAGCCGCUUCGAUAGAUAAAUGCGACCCGCUUUAA
Messenger RNA from Melampsora larici-populina 98AG31, 414 nucleotides. RefSeq lists its product as uncharacterized. Lineage: Eukaryota; Fungi; Basidiomycota; Pucciniomycetes; Pucciniales; Melampsoraceae. The coding region runs from base 1 to 414 and encodes 137 amino acids. The record is from RefSeq and is a predicted model, not a curated record. The transcript has 5 exons.